Messenger RNA from Manduca sexta (tobacco hornworm), 2405 nucleotides. Its product is annotated as Bardet-Biedl syndrome 2 protein homolog. Lineage: Eukaryota; Metazoa; Arthropoda; Insecta; Lepidoptera; Sphingidae. The record is from RefSeq and is a predicted model, not a curated record. The transcript has 11 exons. Gene Ontology annotation, biological process: non-motile cilium assembly. Gene Ontology annotation, molecular function: protein binding. Gene Ontology annotation, cellular component: membrane; ciliary basal body; motile cilium. The coding region runs from base 96 to 2243 and encodes 715 amino acids.
GACAUCUAGUUACUAUAGCAAUGGAGUUCAAACAUCGUUAUAGCGCUCGUUGGUUAUAGUUAAUUAGUGGUAAACAAAACACAGAGUGGUAAAAAAUGCAAAUGUCUACGGUGCAGCCGGUGUUCAAAUUGGAGUUAAAUCACAAAGUAACUCCAGGUGUAGCCGUUAUAGCGAAAUAUGAUGGAACACAUCCAUGCCUUACUGCAUCUGCUGGAUAUGAUAAAAUAAUAAUCCACCACCCAUAUGGGGCUGUGGCAAGUGGCAGAACGCAACGAUCACAGGCCCAUGGAGAAGUGUCCGAACUGAAUCUGAGUCAGGCUGUAGUGGCACUUGCGGCAGGCCCAUUAAGACCUAACACUGCCAGAGAUAUGUUACUUAUCGGGUCACCUACACAAAUUCUGGCGUAUGAUGUCCACGAAAACACUGAUCUCUUCUUCAGAGAAGCUCCAGAUGGAGUAAAUAUAAUAAUGACGGGCAGUUUUGGCAAAUAUACAGACACUCUGGCCAUAGUAGGAGGCAACAGUUCCGUGCAUGGACUGACUUGGGAAGGCGAUGAACUGUUCUGGAACGUUGUCGGAGGAAAAGUCUGUGCCAUGAUCACUUUUGACUUUGAUAAGGAUGGGGAAACUGAGCUUAUAAUAGGUAGCGAUGAUUCAUACAUCAGAGUGUUGAAAAAUAAUCAAUUUAUAGCGGAAUUACCGGAGACUGGUCCAGUUACAUGUCUUACGCUUAUAAACGAAGUGAGAUUCGCUUAUGGAUUGGCAAAUGGAACAAUUGGUAUCUACGAAGAAGGUAUUCGCUUGUGGAGAGUCAAGUCGAAACAAAACUCCAUCUCUCUGCAAUGGUCCGGCGAAACGCUGGUGUGUUGUUGGGCCAACGGUCGAGUCGAUUGGCGCGAGGGUAGUUCCGGAAAAGUGCUUCGACGAGUGCAAAUGCGCGCCAACGGAGCCGCCAUGUUGCUCGCCGACUACCGAUCCGUGGGAGUGGCAGAUUUGGUCUGCGUCUCUAGCAAAGGCGAAGUUCUAGGCUACCCACCUUAUCAAGAGAACACUAGCUUCAGUGCGGCAUCAAAAAAGUUACCCUCUGAUGAAGAUCGACUAGCUAUAACCGAGUUACUUAACAAAAAACAAGCGUUAUUGGUGGAAUUGCAACAUUAUGAAGCCAACGCCGCAAACGCGUCUAAUGCUGAUGAUGUAGAACGACCGGCUACUGCAAUGCCGACUAAUACACGACUUCAAGUAAUUGUUUUACAUGCCCCAGAAGAGAACGGCUUGCAACUAGCAAUCUCAACGAAUAAUGACACGAUAGUUCGAGCAGCAAUGGUGUUAGCUGAAGGUAUAUUUGAAACAGGAGAGACUCUGGCGCGCCAUCCAGAGCCAUCAAGACUUCGCUCCAUACUACAUGUACCAUUGAAUCCACCGAGAGACAUUCCAGUAGAUGUGCAUAUUAAGGCUUUAGUUGGAUAUCCAGAUAGCGAACAAUUUCACAUAUUUGAGUUGACGAAACAGCUACCAAGAUUCUCUAUGUACACUCUAGCAUCUCCUAACAAUAUUUCUCAACGCAGCAGUUACGUGACCUUUCGAAUUACUGAAAGAGUGCAAAGAAUAUGCAUCUGGUUCAAUCAGAACUUUCUUCUAGAAGAUGAAUUAGAGCUAAAACCGGAGGAUGCGAAGGAAUUUCAUGUGAAUUUGACGUGUUUGAGAGAUAUGACGAGUUUGAGUAUGGAUUUCGAAGCUGAUGGACAAGUUAAGAUUAAAACACAUGAUAUAAGAUUGGCGGGAGAUUUAAUACAAAGUCUGGCAGUAUUUUUGAAUCUAUCGCAUUUGUCCUCAAUUGCAAGUUUCCCAGAAGCAGAAACUAAGUUGCGCGAAGAAAUGGAAAAUGCAUCUCAAAUAGGAGAAAUAAGGUCUCGAUUAGCAGCAGAAACUGCAGAACGCGCACAGCUUAUAACAGCUUUAUUACCAGCAGCGCAAGAUGCCGCUACAUAUGAUUAUAAAGAGAUGCUUAAUCGCUAUAAAGAAGUAGUAAUGCUCAACGAAGAAUUAUUAACUGGCUGUCAUGUCAGACGAGCAACACAGGAGCAGGCAGUGUCUUCGCUAAAAAAUUUACAUACCGUUUUGCAACAAGCAGCUAGAUUGAGGGUUGGGAAAUUCAGCAAAGCAGCAGUAGCGGCAAGCCGGAAAGCAGUUCGAGACAAUAACGUUGAAGCACUUGUGAAAAUACUUCAACAUGGCGACUCAUAGAUAUUUAAUAUUCAAUACUUUAUUUAAAAAAAAAUAGUCAGUCGUUAAUAUUUCUAAAUUACACCAUUAUUUAUACUUGAACACAUAAAUCAUUAUUGUUUACUGUAUUUAUUUAUCCACUUUCAAAACAUAUUAAAUUACAGAACAUUUUCGAGCACAAUA